AUGCACAACUCUGAGGCCGCGUCGGCAUCGAAUUGUUGCUACGAAGAACAAUCCUCAUAUGCCAAGAACCUCUCUUUCCCUCCCGAUAUAAUCACGUACCCACCACCCACCACCACCGCAACCACCUCCACCGACAACGGCAGCAAUGGCAACUUCUCCACCAUCUUUGAAGAAAAAAUUACAGAAAAUGACGUUUCUGCCCCUCUAGAUUUCACAACCCUCCCUCAAUAUCCUUUUAGUCAUCAAGAUCAGUUUGAUCUCUCGUUACUCCAAAGCCAAUUUCCGCUUGCAACCGAUGGUCCGCCAAUUUCGACAUACCCACAUCCAAAUGAUCAACCCGAAGUUGUGUCCGUAAUCGGACCGAUAGUUUGUGAAGACGACUGCUUAUCUUCCAUGCCACCUUCAAAGUGCAUGCGGUUGAACAACCCUAAUUCAUCCCCAAACCACUGUUUCAUGGAUCAUCCCUACCUCCCAGCCGGAAACUCGAACCCUCUUCUACCAGUCGAAAGUUGCGGAAUUUUUAACGGGAAUUUGUUGAUGGGGAACGAAAUUCAAGCUCAUGAACUGGACUUUCAAGUCGAUAAUGGCGGCAUCUUCUGCCCAGAUCCCCUCCCACGCCCUUACAAUUCCAAUGAACUUCAGGCACUCUGUAAUGAAAAUCACCAUCUGGUUAACAAUGGAGGUGGGGGAUGCACAACUCCAUUGGCACCUCCAGAAAUCACAAGUUUGGAAUCAGAAAGCUUCAGGACGGCCAGCAAACUUAGCAGUGAAGAGAGAAAAGAGAAGAUCCAUAGAUAUAUGAAGAAAAGAAACGAGAGAAACUUCAGCAAGAAGAUCAAGUAUGCAUGCCGGAAAACCCUAGCAGACAGCAGGCCUCGAGUGAGAGGAAGGUUCGCCAAGAACGAUGAAUUUGGAGAGCAUCAUAGAAACAGUACAUGCAAUAGCACCCAUGAAGAAGAUACUGAUGAAGAUGUGGUGGUGAAGGAAGAAGAUCAGAAACUGGAUUCAUCGGACAUAUUUCCACACUUAGGCGGGUUGAAUUCAUUCAGAUGCAACUACCCAAUCCAGUCUUGGAUUUGA
Molecule: messenger RNA, 1080 nt
Organism: Cynara cardunculus var. scolymus (artichoke)
Lineage: Eukaryota; Viridiplantae; Streptophyta; Magnoliopsida; Asterales; Asteraceae
Exons: 4
Coding region: 1-1080 (359 amino acids)
Biological process (GO): regulation of flower development
Cellular component (GO): nucleus
Molecular function (GO): protein binding
Source: RefSeq, a predicted model, not a curated record